CCGGAUUGUCUCAGCCGGCCGGCCGGUUGCCUAUAUAAACCUGGUCUGUCGCACCGGCUUUGGUCAGACUAGGGACACGACACAAUGCAGAACGAGGCUAAAGCAGACGUCAAGCACGCGCCAUACUCCAAUGGCAAGGCCGGUUUCUAUCCGGAGAAACUCAAUUACGUCAUCACCGUGGACAGUGGCGACGUAAAGGAGAAGGAGGCGACGAAAGUUGACGAGAUCGAUGACGAUCCGUGGGCUCUACCUGAGCUCAACGACGACUCUGAGCAAUGGGAAGACCUGGACACAGUAGGGAAGGUGAAGCGUGUCGUCUGGCUGGCCCUGAGGUUCGUGUUCCUGGUCGGCCUGAUGUACCUCUUCAUCUGUUCUCUGGACUUUCUCAGCUCGGCCUUCCAGCUGCUCGGGGGCAAAGCCGCAGGUGAAGCAUUAGGGAGCUCUGUUCUACUGAGCAACCCGAUUGCCGGUUUGAUGGUUGGGGUCCUGGCAACGGUCCUGGUUCAAAGUUCAUCAACGUCCACGUCAAUCAUCGUCUCCAUGGUGUCGGCCGGCAUACUGAAAGUUCGUCUGGCAAUUCCUAUCGCCAUGGGCUGUAACAUAGGGACAACAGUGACCAACACUCUAGUCUCGCUGGGGCAGGUUAACGUCAAAAGUGACUUUAGACGUGCAUUUGCCGCCGCCACCGUCCACGACAUGUUCAACUGGCUGUGUGUGUUGGUGCUCCUGCCGCUAGAGGUCGCCUCCGACUACCUGCUCCGGAUGACCGACGCCAUCACCCAAGACCUCGCCUACAACCAAUCAGACUCCAGCUCAAACUCCAACCCCAAAAUGCUCAAAGCCAUCACAGAGCCCUUUACCAAGAAAAUCAUAGAAUUGUCUUCAAGUAAAAUCCGAGCAAUCGCCAAAGGUGAAGAGGUCAACGGAAGUAUCAUUGUGCCAGGUGAUCACGUGUUUGGUGAAUGGAGCGGCUCAGACGCAGCAGCAGGCGCCAUUUUAUUGGUUGUGUCCCUUGUGUUGUUGUGUACCUGCCUCGUUCUGGUGGUGAAGAUCCUCAGCUCUUUACUCAAGGGGGCCAUCGCUAAGAUUAUUCAGAGAGUUGUGAAUGCUGACUUCCCGGGCCCUUUCAAAUACCUGACCGGCUACUUCGUCAUUCUCGUGGGCGCAGGUCUGACCAUCGUUGUACAGAGCAGCUCUAUCUUCACAUCAGCCCUCACCCCCCUGGUCGGGGUGGGAGCGAUCCACCUUGACCGGAUGUACCCCCUCACCAUCGGCUCCAACAUUGGCACCACCAUCACCGGGAUCCUUGCAGCCUUGACCUCGUCACCUUCCACGUUCAGAGAGUCGCUUCAGAUCGCGCUGUGUCAUCUAUUCUUCAACAUCUCCGGGGUCGUGUUGUGGUACGUCAUCCCCCCGACCCGCAAGCUGCCCCUGGGGUUGGCUAAAUACCUGGGUCAGAUCGUCCACACGUACCGCUGGUUCGCUGUGGUGUACCUUAUCCUGGUCUUUUUCUUACUCCCUCUCGCCAUCUUCGGCCUCUCCCUCGCCGGCUGGGAGGUCCUCGUCGGGGUGGGAGUCCCCGUUAUCCUCCUCAUCAUCUUCAUCAUCGUCGUCAACAUUCUACAGAAAAAAGCACCAAAAUUUCUUCCCGCACGACUCAAAACCUGGGAAGACUCUGGAAUCCCAGAACCUCUAAGAUCUUUAAGGCCGUACGACAAUUUCUUUGUCCGGUUAUCAAAAUGCUGCUGUUUCUGCUGUAAGAAGUCUGACGUUUCUGAGGGCGCGUACAGUAACGACGGGUUCAGCAUAGACUGUGACGACACCGACACGACAGUGAACAGCACAGAUAACCACAUCACGAGUACCAACAGUCGCACUGAACUCACCAAGUUUUGACAUCCCCAUCAAAAACUGAACUCACCAAGUUCUGAGCAUCUCAUCAAACAUUGAACUCACCAAGUUUUGACAUCCCCAUCAAAAACUGAACUCACCAAGUUUUGACAUCCCCAUCAAAAACUGAACUCACCAAGUUUUGACAUCCCCAUCAAAAACUGAACUAACCAAGUUCUGACCAUCUCAUCAAACAUUGAACUCAGCAAGUUUUGACAGUCCCACCAAACAUAUGCUGCCAUCAAAAGC
This is a messenger RNA of Physella acuta, 2139 nucleotides long. RefSeq names its product sodium-dependent phosphate transport protein 2B-like. Gene Ontology annotation, cellular component: membrane. Gene Ontology annotation, molecular function: sodium:phosphate symporter activity. The record is from RefSeq and is a predicted model, not a curated record. Gene Ontology annotation, biological process: sodium-dependent phosphate transport. NCBI's taxonomy places the organism in Eukaryota, Metazoa, Mollusca, Gastropoda, Physidae.